AUCUGACGCUUCCAGCGCCCGACCAGGCGCCGAGAGGGCCGGGCCUCAGUUUCCCCACUUCCAAGGAGGCGGCGCUAUGCUGUCCUGUUUCAGGCUCCUCUCCAGGCACAUCAGCCCUUCGCUGGCGUCUCUGCGCCCCAUACGCCGCUGCUUCGCGCUCCCGCUGCGUUGGGCCCCGGGGCGCCGCCCCUCGGAUCCCAGGCCGAUCGCCCCCCGCCGCCCCCUGACCGCAGCCUCCUCCUCCGGGGACCCUACCGGUCCCGCAGCCGGCUCCUCUCGGGUGCGCCAGAACUUCCACCCCGACUCCGAGGCUGCCAUCAACCGCCAGAUCAACCUCGAGCUCUAUGCGUCCUACGUAUACUUGUCCAUGGCCUAUUACUUCUCCCGGGAUGACGUGGCCUUGAACAACUUCGCCAGGUAUUUCCUUCACCAGUCCCGACAGGAGACAGAGCACGCGGAGAAGCUGAUGAGGCUGCAGAACCAGCGAGGAGGCCGGAUCUGCCUGCAGGACAUUAAGAAGCCGGACCAGGACGACUGGAAAAGCGGGCUGCAUGCCAUGGAGUGUGCUCUGCUCUUGGAAAAGAGUGUGAACCAGUCGUUGCUGGAAUUGCACACUCUAGCCUCUGACAAAGGUGACCCCCAUUUGUGCGACUUCCUGGAAACCUACUAUCUGAAUGAGCAGGUGAAGUCUAUCAAAGAACUAGGUGACCACGUGCACAACUUAGUGAAGCUGGGGGCCCCGGAUGCUGGCCUGGCGGAGUACCUUUUUGACAUACAUUCCCUUGGAAAUGAAAACAAGCAGAACUAAGCAACGGGCUGCCUUCCUCCCAGGUCACUGGGUUCGAAGACCAGAGUCAGCUGUCUCCUGCUUUCUUGCCCUUAAAAUCACUUCCAUCUUUAUAUUUUUCUGUUAUACUAUUCCUGCAAUAAAGUGAUUUGUAGAAAAAAAAA
Molecule: messenger RNA, 951 nt
Organism: Piliocolobus tephrosceles (Ugandan red Colobus)
Lineage: Eukaryota; Metazoa; Chordata; Mammalia; Primates; Cercopithecidae
Gene: FTMT
Product: ferritin mitochondrial
Exons: 1
Coding region: 77-808 (243 amino acids)
Biological process (GO): iron ion transport; intracellular iron ion homeostasis
Cellular component (GO): mitochondrion; cytoplasm
Molecular function (GO): ferric iron binding; ferrous iron binding
Source: RefSeq, a predicted model, not a curated record